Coprinopsis cinerea okayama7#130 is the source of this 1080-nucleotide messenger RNA. RefSeq names its product protein kinase subdomain-containing protein PKL/ccin3. The record is from RefSeq and is a predicted model, not a curated record. The coding region runs from base 1 to 1080 and encodes 359 amino acids. The transcript is spliced from 3 exons. NCBI's taxonomy places the organism in Eukaryota, Fungi, Basidiomycota, Agaricomycetes, Agaricales, Psathyrellaceae.
AUGGCAUCAUCCGAAUCUCUGGAGGCGUUGAGAGAUUGUAACCUCCUCGGCAGGAUCCGAAUCGCAGGUCUUGUCAAAGACGAUCCAGCGCUAAAAGUGAAGCUUGAACGAUCCCAGUCGUUCCCCCCAUGUCGCGCCAACACUGGACGAGACUAUCGCCCCCCUGUUCCUACGUGGAGUCCCCUGCCUCUACCUCCCAACGGUGACGAGAUUGAAUUGAGCCUCCACGAUGAGCCCAUCUCUGAAGGACGCGUUGGUGUUGUAUACUCGGCGGACGUGACUACACGUUCUAAUCCGGAUGGUCUCGGGCCGACGUCCCUUCCUACGAUUCUCUGUGUGAAGGUUAUCAAACCUCGCUUCUCCAGGAGGGCGGCACGCGAAGCAUGGAUGCACGAGCAGCUCUCCCUGAGCGGCUGCAGUGGCACCUCCACGCCGCGGUAUUUUGGCUUUUUUACAGCGCCUUUGAGUAAUACCACUACAGCUACUCAAGAGUCUAGAAAGGCGCUGAACCCCGACGACAUCCUGCCCUGGGUCGAGGCACGUUUUCAUGACUCUGACCACGACCCUUAUGUCGACUCCGACUCGGAACUUCCUCCAGACUCGCUCAACGACGACUCGCCCGAAUUUCACAAAUAUGACGUCGGUCGUCAUCGCAGGAACUCUCCCUGGUACGCCUAUGAGCAUGACGAAGAGAACGCGCUCCUCUCUGUCCUUCUCUUCGAGGUUUUAGGACCGCGCAUGUUCGGUGAACCGGACAUGAAGGAUCGCGAGAAGGAAUACCACGAGGAGGCCGCCGAACUGGUGAUUGACAUUGGGAUGACUGGAGUGCGACACCACGAUCUCCGCACCGCGAAUGUUCUGCAGGUCCCUUCAGAAACGUUGGCCUCUCCCAACUCACGGGUUUGUCCGCGCCAUGGACGAAAACAUAACUGGAGGAUCAUCGACUUUGACUCUGCAGCGAAGUACUCCAUCACGCCUGACGACAUCGCCAAUAACAGCAGAGACUUUCGUAGGGUUACGACAUUGCCGGUGCAGGAAAUCGGAAAAUAUUAUUGGUGGGGAAUUGAAUUGUCGCCAUGA